AUGAGUGUUAUAAGAGUAAAAUGCUAAAAGGAAUAACAUGAGUUUGUAGAAUUAGCUUGCUUAAAUAAAUAAUGUAAAGCUAAUAGAAUUUAUUGUCAUUAAUGUCUUAAAAAUGGAGAUCAUGUCGCUCAUCCAAAAGAUUAAAAGAAUUUAAUUGAAUUAAUAGACUAUUUUCAUAAUCUUGGCAAGGAAAGUGAGAAACUAAUAUAAAAUUUAUGUUUAAUGGUAGAAUAGUUAAAGGAUUUAAUGUUUUAAUUAAAUUAAGAAUUGAGAACAAAAUAUCAAUUUUCUAAAGAAAGAUUGUAAUCAUUAAAUACAAAACAAUUGAAUUAGGCUUUAGAUUAGAUAAUUCAAUAUGAUGAUAUUUAAAUCAUUAUAAAAAAUCAAUUACAAAUAUGUUCAGAUAAUAUGAUCAAAUAAAUUCAAAUACAAAUGAAUGAAUUGAAAUUAGAUCAAGUAAAAAUAUAUUAAUUAAAUCAAUAAGAUCAACAAAAAGUAAAAGAACUAUAUUAAUAAGGUAUUCAUAUCAUUUAUUUAGCAUAUAAUUUAUAUUAUGAUGAUAAAUAUGAAGAGGCAAUCAAAAUAUUAGAUGCUGCAUUACAAAUUGAUCAAAAUCAUUUGGAUUCACUAUAUUUAAAAGGUAUUAAAACUAUAUGUAAAUAAAUUAGCUAAAUGUUUAACAUGGCUAAGUAAUUACAAAGAUGCAAUUAUAUGGACUGAUAAAGCUUUGUUGAUUAAUUCAAAUCAUUUGGAUUCAUUAUCUACAAAAGGUAUUAAAAACUAUAUGUAAAUGAAUUAGCUUAAUGUUUAAGAUGGCUGAGUAAUUACAAAGAUGCAAUUAUAUGGGCUGAUAAAGCUUUGUUGAUUAAUUCAAAUCAUUUGGAUUCAUUAUCUACAAAAGGUAUUAAAACUAUAUGUAAAUGAAUUAGCUAACUGUUUAAGAUGGCUGAGUAAUUACAAAGAUGCAAUUAUAUGGGCUGAUAAAGCUUUGAUGAUUAAUUCAAAUCAUUUUAAUUCAUUAUCUACAAAAGGUAUUUCUACAUUUCUAAAAUAGGUGAUUCAUUACUGCAAUUGGGGGAAUAUGAAGAAGCUCUUAAGAUUAUUGACUAAGCACUGAAUUAAUCUCCAAAUUCUCCUUACACGUUAUACUUAGGAGGUUGAUUAUAUUUCUAUUUUGUAGGAGAAUGCUUAAAAUCAUUACAAAGAUUUGAAGAAGCAAUUGUUUAUUAUGAUAAGGCUCAUUAGAUCGAUCAAAAUUAGACAUUAUACAAAAAUGCCAAAGGUAUACGAAGUAUAUAUAUAUAUCUAGCUGAAUGUGAGAAAAAAAUUGAUAAUUAUAAAUGCGUCUAGUGA
This is a messenger RNA of Paramecium octaurelia, 1353 nucleotides long. NCBI's taxonomy places the organism in Eukaryota, Ciliophora, Oligohymenophorea, Peniculida, Parameciidae. The record is from the annotation of a GenBank genome assembly.